UCAAGUUCACGUUAAAAACUCGGCAUCUAGGGCUUUAGCAACAAAGGCGACAGACGUUUGACAAAAGUGACGGUUGGAUUAGCAAUUUUUCGACAGCUAUAAUUUCUAAAAUGUCACCUUUACUUGCUUAAGAUAUUGUAACAGUAACUUUAUGUUUUGAACGCAGUUGUUUUAUAAGUCAAGUGCUUUACGAGUGUUGCGGAAUGUCACGUUUGUUGUACCGUUCCCUAGCAACGAACUGAGUAGCUGCUUUUACAUUUGAAAGCAGCGUUUUCGCAACUCUACCAACAAUGUCUGAAGCCAUCUACCCAGCAGGAAGCGUCUACGACUGGAUCCCAAAGGAGCAAGAGGAAAUUAAAAAACCUCCAAGAUAUGUAUCCAAGUUCAGGCCAGCUGUCAUUCUUGAAGAGAAGCUAACCAAAGAUGCGAAGAAGACUAUGGGACCACCAAAAGUAGAAUUGCCAUCUCCGGAUAAGUACCUGAAAAAACACUCGAAGCAUCCCAAACCACCUGAGAAGUCUGAAGAUGGACAUAAGACUCGGACCUGCGCAGUGAGGAAGCCAAUGGUCCCUAGGCGGACUGACAAACCGCUGAUGGGGAUCCAGACUAAAAGAGAUUUCCUACAGACUACUGUGAUGUUUCCCAUGAAGCCUAAAGCCAUUUCUGUUGACACAAAGAAAGGACACAAACAGCUCCUGGAAAACUCUGGACUUGUCCCUAAAUAUAUCAUGAAAAAGGAUUACGGUGAAGUACCAACGUAUCUGCAGCUGCGCAGUGAAGCCGAGCGGAAGGCCCAGGCGGAGUACCAGCGUCUGGCAGGGGAGCAGAAUGUGCUGGAGCGGCUAACGGAGGAGGAUCACCAGGCCGUCCUGAAGGGCCUGAAGAAGAAGUGGGAUGAACUCCACCGUGAAUAUCAGGGCCUUCCGCUCAUCAUCGACACGCCGUCAAAGAAAACCCGGAAGAUCCGCUUGGAAGAGAAGAUGAGUCAACUGGAGAAGGAUAUCAGCUUCUUUGAAAGGUUCAAAACCAUUUUUAUUUACGAUGAUUAGGGACGAAUGGUUUUGGUUCCUCUCACCAGUAGAGGGAACUGCUGCAGAAAAAUGUUGGUGUGUGAAUUUCCAAAAUAUCUUUAAGAAAUUAGAUACGUUGUUGUUUUAGCAGUUUGACUCUCCACAUUGAGGUGAGAUAACUUUGGUUACGUUCACACAGCAGGGAAACGCGACCCGUAUCCGACUUUUUCAGUCUUUUUGAAAUGGAUUUCUGAUCCGAUUUUGAAUCAGAUUUGUUCCACUUUCAUGCUUUGUAAUAAUUCAGAUUCUGAUUGUUUUCAAACUGUCUGCAGUCUGGACAGUCAUGACACAUUUUACCUGACGUUCAUGUCAUUGAUGUGAGACAUGAGUCAUAAAAAUGCCAGACGCAUUAAAUCAAACAAGGACUGUAAAUUAUAAUUAUGAAAGAAGUCAGUUUUCAAAUCACAGUCACACUUUGACUUUGAUUAUGAAUUUAAACAUACUUCAAAAAGCCAUUUCUGUUAGCUGUGUUUUCUUUUUAUGAGCUUCCUUCGUGUUUCUUAAUAUGAUUAUGUGACGAUAUUGUCAGCUGUUGUUGCUGAAUAAAUGUUAAGGGGACAAUAUUAUGUAAAACCGACUUUUUUGAGCUUUAAAUCAUGUUAAAAUGUCAUUCCUUCAUCAAAAACAUGGAUAAUUGCUUUGAUUCUUUCAUUUAUGUUUGAGAAAUCCUUGAGUCUCCAUCGCAACUAUUCAGCCGUGCUAAAAGCCCGGGUGGACUUAGCCCCGCCUUCGAGUUUCCGCCUCACAGAGCAACCCUGUCCCAUUCAGCUCCUUCAGACUAGCCAGCAGCAAUUGGCAGACAUCUGGUGGAAAUAUAUGUAGCAGAUAUUUCUCAGUGAAAUGCUGGUAAAAACAUGGUUAAAGGGGUAAUAGAGGAGCCAUGUUGUGAUGACUUCCUAAAGGCGGAGUCUCAGAAAGAGCAGAAGCUUCUUAAAGAGACAGAGGCCCAAUUUCAAGUCAUUAAAUUACAACGUCAAAUUUAUCUUAAGUCAUAUUUGAUACAAAUAUCAUUUUUAUAGCAACUGAAGUUAACAUAGUUACUUGAUUGUGCUAUAAAAUGAAACUAUGUGCCUGGGAAAGACAUAAAAGUGCCAUUUUAAAAUCAAUGCAUGAACGGCGGUGUCUGUUUUUACUCCGGUAAACAGAGCGGUGCUGCGUCACAAUUUUCUUCACUCCUGCAGGUCGGUUUGGGGAUGUAAACCGUUCACUCACAAGUCUCAUUGUGGUUUAAUUAAUAGUGCGCAAAAACAACCAAAUUUCAGGAACAAAAUCUAAAGUGAUUACCAAAACCUGCUGUGUGAAUGUAACCUCUUCAUGUUUUUCACAUCAAAAUGUAACUUCUGAUUCUUUCUGUUUCUUUUCACUUACCUUUAAAUAAUGGUUUUAGAAAUAAACAAGUCAUAUGUGUUGUUUGGUAUCUUUUUUAAAAAAGAUAUGAAUAUACAUCUUUAUAUCUUAUUUUUAGAUGAAGGUAAAAGGUGUGACAACCAACCUCGUUCUUCUCUAUAAAUUUUCUGUAUUUUUGCAGUUAUUUUCUGAUUGCUAAUGCUGUGCUACAAAAUAAAUGCUACUUU
Gambusia affinis (western mosquitofish) is the source of this 2644-nucleotide messenger RNA. RefSeq names its product enkurin, TRPC channel interacting protein (gene enkur). The record is from RefSeq and is a predicted model, not a curated record. Lineage: Eukaryota; Metazoa; Chordata; Actinopteri; Cyprinodontiformes; Poeciliidae. Gene Ontology annotation, cellular component: acrosomal vesicle. Gene Ontology annotation, molecular function: calmodulin binding. The transcript is spliced from 5 exons. The coding region runs from base 291 to 1049 and encodes 252 amino acids.